AUGGAAGAACUCCUAACUAUUUUGCACUGUACUAAGGAGCAGAAGGUACAAUACGCUACCUUCAAGCUGGUGGGGGAAGCAAAGAGGUGGUGGAGGUUGGUGAAGUUGAUAGAAAAGCAGCGAUUAGGACCUACGGUUAUCACCUGGAGUCACUUUAAGGAAGUGUUCUUUGAUCAAUAUUUCCCCGCCGCCACCUGGGCAGCUAAAGUAGAGGAGUUUCUACAAUUAACCCAAGGGUCCAUGACCAUACAACAGUAUGCGACCAAAUUUGUGGAGUUAUCUCGUUUCACUUCACAUAUGGUCCUGGACGAGCCACUAAAAGCUCAGAUAUUUAAGAGAGGACUGAGGCAGGGGAUACGUGCUCAGGUGGUGGCAUUGUUGACUUAA
Malania oleifera is the source of this 387-nucleotide messenger RNA. RefSeq lists its product as uncharacterized. The transcript has a single exon. The record is from RefSeq and is a predicted model, not a curated record. The coding region runs from base 1 to 387 and encodes 128 amino acids. NCBI's taxonomy places the organism in Eukaryota, Viridiplantae, Streptophyta, Magnoliopsida, Santalales, Ximeniaceae.